Molecule: messenger RNA, 1671 nt
Organism: Penicillium brevicompactum
Lineage: Eukaryota; Fungi; Ascomycota; Eurotiomycetes; Eurotiales; Aspergillaceae
Product: DNA-binding domain-containing protein
Exons: 1
Coding region: 1-1671 (556 amino acids)
Source: RefSeq, a predicted model, not a curated record
AUGGAAACUGAAACUCAGCAUGCGCCAGAUGGCGAAUUUUCGCAUUCCCCAUGGGUGGAAGUAGGCGCAUUUGCUUCUCCCCAGCACUCGCCUCCGAUGCCAGAAUAUAGUGGAUUUGACUUUGGUACUUCCACGAUGGUAAUGGAUUCUCCCUAUGGCAUGUCGAUGCCGCCGCCGUAUGCCACUAUGCCGCUGCCUAUGCCUGCGCAUUCGUGGCCCAGCAUGCUUGCAACAAACCCGCCUUUUCCCGAGACCGGGAUGCACGUUUCCGCCCAUGCUUCGGUUUCGCCUACCACGCCAAUGCUCCAAGUGCGGAAGACCUCCACCGGAGGCUCUACACCGAGAAGGACCCUGACCGAUGAGGAUCGCCGACAAAUGUGUCUAUAUCAUGAGGAAAACAAGACUGCCAAGCAGACUGAUAUUGGAGGUGAGCACGUGGUUGUCUUGAAAUAUUACGGUACUAGGGCUGACUCUUCGUUACAGCGCUGUUUGGAGUGGAACGAAGGUACCUUUUGCAAUGUGCUUCUGGUGAUCAAAUCUAAUGCUUUCUUUUCUAGUACUGUCUCCAAAGUCUUACGCCAGAAGGAGAAAUAUCUCAACCCUGACGAUGGAAGUCGAUCUGCCAUCAAACGUGCUAAAGGCAGAGUCCCUGAUAUUGAGAAAGCUCUGGCUAAUUGGGCCAAAAAUUACCAAAGCCACGGAUAUCCCCUCAACGAUCAGCUGAUCAAGGAAAAGGCUCUUUUCUUUGCCAGCACCUGUGGCUGCCCUGAAGGAAAAGAAAAGGUCUGCACUACAGCUUGGUUGGAAAAGUUCAAGCACAAGAACAACCUUCUCGGCGCAAAGGUCCGCAGAGGGUCUGCGCCCCGGAGCAAUUCCAACAGCCCUACGAGAAUCAACACCAACUUUGGAUCUGCCUUGCAAAGCCCCACUGGAACCUCGCCAGCAUCUCCUAUCGAUGGAUUUGGAUCUCCAUUAUCCCCCAAGAGCCAAGAAGGCAUCAAACGUGACGUGGUCGACACACUCUCCGAUGUGACAGGUGGAUAUCAGCUUGGAUAUUCCAACAGCGCUGGCUCGAUCGAUACUUGUUCUUCAGCAGGCAUGAUAAGCCCAACCUCAACCUUGCUAUCAGAAAGCCCCUUCUCACCAACAAGCCAAUCCCGACUCUCCAACAACUCCAACCGGCCACGCAGCCAAACUUUCCCUCUCCCCAUCGACCCAAAUCUCCUCUCGGCCGAUGAGCACGUGCAACAACCAUCCAAGGACAAGAGCAAUCAGCCAUCUCUCUCCAUUGCCACUCUUGAAUCUCCCCUAGAGUUGGAUGAGUCAAAGAACCUGUUCGAUUCUCCAAAGCUCAUUAAGCGCAACCAGAGCAACCCGGAGUUCAAGAUCAAAUCCAUGCCCCCCUCAUCGUCAAACCCUAUUUCGCCAAUCAGCACGCCUGGUUCCCCAACUCAAGAAGAGGCUCGAAGUGCCCUUGAGCUGCUGAUCAACUAUUUCGAGCACCGGCCUGCUACUUUGGCCAACCAUGAAUAUGUUACCAUGGGUAGGCUGAUGGAGCGUCUGGAGCUCACUAGAGGCCCGGCUGGGAUGAUGAAUGGCUUGCCACGGAUCGAUGAGCAUGAGGAUGCUCCCCGCUUGACUAAGAAGAGGAGCAUCCAUAAUCUUGGAUGA